AUGGAGAGAAAUUUACUGGAAAGUAUCCUCGAUCUAGAGGAAGACUUCUACCAAGAAGGAUACAACCUCGGCGCAUCGGAUGGGGCAAAAACUGGUUAUAUCGAAGGCAGUGUGUUUGCUGUCGAGAAAGGGUUUGAGAAAUUCCUUGAGCUUGGCAGACUCUAUGGAAAAGCUCUCGUCUGGGCUCAGCGGUUGGCAGAUUUGAACUUGGAAGACAAGGACGGCGAUUCUUCCAUUACCCCUCAACUAGUCAGUGGGGGGGAGCAAAUCUCUUUAAAGCCAUCUAUUUGUAACGAGAUGUCAAGAUUUCCACCCAGUUUAAGACUAGCCAAGAAUAUCGACACGCUUCUCGAGCUAGUCGACCCCGCGUCUCUACCAAUGCAUAACACGGAGGAGGCUGUUACUGAUGUGGAUGAACGCCUGAAAGGUGCCAUGAUCAAGGCAAAACUCAUCCAGCGUGCCUUGGGCGAACGUGAGGAUACCUCGGAUAUUCAUCCCGACGCGAAAGAUCCUCAGAUUUCGGGCGAUGGGACGGGCAACAUUGAAGAUAUCAGUUCACUGACCACUCGCCACUGA
Molecule: messenger RNA, 576 nt
Organism: Aspergillus tanneri
Lineage: Eukaryota; Fungi; Ascomycota; Eurotiomycetes; Eurotiales; Aspergillaceae
Product: Yae1 family protein
Exons: 1
Coding region: 1-576 (191 amino acids)
Source: RefSeq, a predicted model, not a curated record